Lactuca virosa is the source of this 1722-nucleotide messenger RNA. The record is from the annotation of a GenBank genome assembly. NCBI's taxonomy places the organism in Eukaryota, Viridiplantae, Streptophyta, Magnoliopsida, Asterales, Asteraceae.
AUGAAAUCCUCAUCAAGCAGCUUCUCCGGUUCCCACUCUUUCACCAAAUCCAACAUCGAUCAAGAAGGAUGGGUUAAAACCAUGCGUAAAUCCAUCAUCGAACCCGAUGAUGAAGAAAUAUCUAAAAUUCCCGUUUGUAUCUUCACUGUCCCUAAAGUACUCCUUGCCACCGAUCCUGAAUCCUAUAUCCCACAGCAAGUCGCGUUAGGUCCUUUCCACCAUUGGCGGGAGGAGGUCUAUGACAUGCAAAGGUACAAGCUUGAAGCAGCACGACGUACCCAGAAGUUCAUGAAUACAAGCUUCGAACGCAUCGUGGAGUCGAUGAGGAAACAAGAUGAGGGUCGAAUCCGUGCUAGCUACCACAAGUUUCUUGAUAUGUCUGGAGAGGUACUGGUUUGGAUUAUGGCUGUUGACAUGGCGUUUUUACUGGAGUUCCUUCGCGUGUAUUCCAUGAAAGAACAAGGUCGAACACUCGAGAAAGUUACAUCCUCGAUGUCUCAUUUGGUGGAUACCUCCGGAAAGAAACUUUCGCAUAUGGCGAUUCUUCGUGAUUUGGUUAUGGUGGAGAACCAGAUCCCGUUGUUUCUGAUGAAGACGAUGGUGGAGCAUCAGAUUCGAGAUGAUGAAAACAAGUCCGCAGCAGAGACGUUGAAGUCGAUGCUUAUGGGGUUGUACCAUGAGCUUUCUCCAUUUAAAGAACAAGAGUUGCCUGAUGUUGACAUCGACGACUGUGAUCACCUCCUUGACUUUCUUUACCACUUGACUGUGCCAAACAACAAAGAACUGCAUAUUGAAGCCAUUGAGAUCGAGUAUGAAGGUAUCACCGAGGAAGCCGGCGAUGGUGAUCAAGAGAAAGAAUCAUUUGCAAAACCUAGUGAUCUUCGAAGAUUCAUGGAUUUUAUUUGGAAAAUCCUUUCCAAAUCAAACGCCGCUCUGGUAAAGAUUUUCAAGAAAAUAAUUUUCGGCAAGCCAGUUACAGUUGUAAUGAAACUGCCAUGGAAGAUCUUGUCUAACCUUCCUAUACUCAAACUCUUCAAAGAACCCGUAGAAAACAUGCUUAGAAACUUUCGUGGUGAUGAAGAGCAGAAAUCAAAGGACGACAGUAACGAUUCUAAGGUGCCAUUAAUAGAGGAAAUAACGAUCCCAUCCGUCACUGAAAUGGCCAAAGCUGGGAUCCUUUUCUCACCCGUUAAUGGUGGAAUCUUAGACAUUAGCUUCGAUAACCAAACAUGUACGCUUUACCUCCCAGUAGUCAAUCUGGACGUAAACACAGAGGUGUAUUUGAGAAACUUGGUAGCAUAUGAAGCCUGUGUUGCAGCGGGGCCAUUGGUGGUGGCCCGUUACACUGAGCUAAUGAAUGGAAUAAUCGACACUGAAGAAGACGCAAAGCUUUUAAGUGAAAGAGGAAUAGUUUUGAACCAUUUAAAGAGCGACAAAGAGGUUGCAAAUUUAUGGAAUGGCAUGAGCAAAUCUGUGAAAUUAACCAAAGUUCCCAAAAUGGAUAAGGUUAUUGAAGAUGUGAAUAAAAGGUAUGCUAAAACUUGGAGGGUUAAAUUGUCGAAGUUCAUGAAGAAGUAUGUAUUUGCAUCGUGGAAGAUUCUCACAUUGUUGGCUGCUUUGUUUAUGUUGUUCUUGUCGACUGUUCAAGCUCUCUGCUCUGUGUACAGUUGUGCUCGUGUGCUCCAUCAGCUCCCAGAAAUUCCAGAAGGGACGAUGGAGUGA